Glycine soja is the source of this 1164-nucleotide messenger RNA. Its product is annotated as probable ATP synthase 24 kDa subunit, mitochondrial. The transcript is spliced from 7 exons. Bases 187 to 912 code for a protein of 241 amino acids. The record is from RefSeq and is a predicted model, not a curated record. Gene Ontology annotation, biological process: pollen development. NCBI's taxonomy places the organism in Eukaryota, Viridiplantae, Streptophyta, Magnoliopsida, Fabales, Fabaceae.
AUCAAACGGCUGAGAUAUAACGCGAAGCCCGUUCACCAGAACUGGGGUGUACCGUACCUGAUUACUCCCUUUGUGAUUCCUGUGAAACUCAUUUCAUUUCAUUAGGGUGAGAGAGAAUUAUCAAAGGUGAAACGAAGAAGCCCUAACUACGCACGCAUUCGUGAGAAAACUCAAUAUUCGUCGCUCAUGGCACUCUCUUCUCGUCUCUUUUCCAAAUCCAAAUUGAUCUAUGGCAGUCAAAUACUUCUACAAAAGGAGCAUGCUAUUCCAGUUCGUCACUUUGCUAAAGAGUCUGCCCCUCCUGCCCUUAAGGGAGACGAGAUGCUGAAGAACAUUUUUGUGGAGGUGAAGAACAAAUUUGAGACCGCCAUAGGAAUAUUAAAGAAGGAGAAAAUCACCAUUGACCCAGAAGAUCCAGCUGCUGUUUCUCAUUAUGCAAAGGUCAUGAAAACAAUUAGAGAGAAGGCAAGCUUAUUGUCGGAGUCCCAAGACAUACUAUCCACCAUUGAAAUUGAGACACAGGAUAUUCCAGAUGCUCGGACCUAUCUUCUGACUUUGAAGGAAAUAAGAGUCAAGAGAGGUCUUACAGAUGAUCUUGGUGCGGAGGCUCUGAUGAUAGAUGCAUUGGACAAAGUUGAAAAGGAUUUAAAAAAACCUUUACUGAGAAAUGAUAAGAAAGGAAUGGACCUUCUCUUGGCUGAGUUUGAUAAGAUUAAUAAGAAACUUGGAAUUCGAAAGGAAGAUCUACCGAAGUAUGAAGAGGAGCUAGAACUUAAAGUAGCCAAAGCACAACUGGAGGAGCUGAAGAAGGAUGCUCUUGAGGCAAUGGAAACUCAAAAGAAGAGGGAGGAAUUCAAGGAUGAGCCUGAAUCAGUCGAUGUCAAAACUUUGGACAUCAGAAACUUCCUUUAAAUGUCUUAAGGAUGUUUUUGCACACUAGAAAUUAUUGCAUUUGGAUAAUGAUGAUGCUGUGUUCAAUAAGUAGACACCACUGGUUUGAAGUGCAACAUUGAUGCCAGUUUGAAGAUUCUUGAGUUUUUUCAAGGUCUUUUUGUAUUUCAAAUUCCAUGUUAAACUGGAAGUUGAGGGGAUCAAAUUUUCUAAAUUUUUCUUCUGUCAUGUUUCCCAAGUAUUUAUUCUUUCUUGAUAUUAUGGCUGUUCCCA